Syngnathus typhle (broad-nosed pipefish) is the source of this 1056-nucleotide messenger RNA. Its product is annotated as protein reprimo B-like. The transcript has a single exon. NCBI's taxonomy places the organism in Eukaryota, Metazoa, Chordata, Actinopteri, Syngnathiformes, Syngnathidae. The coding region runs from base 189 to 497 and encodes 102 amino acids. The record is from RefSeq and is a predicted model, not a curated record.
GGGAGACCACACGAGAUGCAAAGCCGGAGCAGAGUGUUGAAGUCCAGCAGAAGACCUUUGUGUCAACUUCUCUCAGUCCCUUCCUCCUCAUCCACAUCACUCGGGAUCAACCUUCAACCCAUCACGUCCACCUCCGACUGGGAAAGUUGAAUCGGUUUGGAGAAGGGAAGAGAAGAAAAAAAGUGGCCAUGAACGCCACGGGCUUCAACCACACGGAUGGCAGCUUGUUCAACAGGACAGAGGGCAUGCUGUGCUGCAACCUGUCGUCGGUAGUGACCGACCAAGGUUUGGCGGCCGCCUCCCUGGACGAGAGGAGCCUGUUCGUCAUGCGUGUGGUUCAGAUCGCUGUCAUGUGCGUGCUGUCCCUCACCGUGGUCUUCGGCAUCUUCUUCCUGGGCUGCAACCUACUCAUCAAGUCCGAGGGCAUGAUCAACUUCUUGGUGACCGACAGGAGGCCCUCCAAAGAGGCUGAGGCGGUCAUUGUUGGAGCCUACUGAACUCAAAACCCCGGACCAAGACUUGGGACCUGUGUCCGUGCACAAUGAGAUUCCCCGGGAGGUAAAAACUAGUCUCUCCUGCGGGUCCUUUUUUUUAAGAGGCUGAUUUGUUGAUGCAGUAUUCACUGUUGUAAUGUUACAGUCAGUUAGCGACAGUCCUUGUUAACCAUCAUUUGAUAUGUUUAUUGGAAAAGGAGCAUCAUGUAAAUAUGUACUGAAUGUGUUUUUUGCAAAUAAGCUAAAGUGUGUGUGACAAAUUGGAAUAAAUCGACUCUGCAAUUAAACACUUGACACAGUCUGUUUCUGUAUAGUCCAGUUUUUUAUUUGUCUCCCCAAAAUAUGUGUAUGGAGAGGCCGACUGUCGCUCAUUUCACAUUUGAGCUCAUGAGUUCAUGAUUAGAAUAUCGGAAGAGUCCAAAAUCUGUUCAGUUGCUGACGUCACCAUUUCAUGAAAAAGCAUGCACCUCUAUAUUUAUUUAUUGUGGAACGUGCCACAUAUUUGUUAAUGAAUGUUGACUUCUGUUUGUUUGCUUUCAGUUUAUCCACUUGGAAGUGGUUU